CUCUUCCGCUGCGUCGGAAUCAAGAGGACUCAAAUCAGGAGAAACAAAUCUUUCAACAAGCAAAAAGUUCAUGUUGGACUUUUUAAAAGAGCUUUGAGGGACACAUGAAGGGGAGCCUGCAUAUGUUCACUGGCGUGGAGUGCGGUGGGAUGUUUGGACGCCGCAGGGCUGCAGAAGCAACACAGCUUCCAAGCUGAACAUGGAGAGCUUGACCAAGCCAGAGUUGCUUAUGCUGUUCAGCAUCCUGGAGGGAGAGCUGGAGGCAAGAGACAUGGUCAUUGAUACACUAAAGGCUCAGCGUAAAGACCUCUUCAUCCAGGAACGCUAUGGAAGGUACGACCUCAGCGACCCUUUUCUGGCCCUGCAGAGAGACGGAGAGACGGUGGGGUCCCAAGACAGCAAGGACUCUGGGUGCUCCCCGGCCACUUCGAACCCCCUGGUGGUGCUCAAACUGGUGGUGAGCCACUGCAGGAGGAUGCAGGAGAAGAUGCUGGCCCAGCUGGCUGCAGCCGAGAGCAGGCACAGAAUGGUGAUUGCGGAUCUGGAGGAGGAAAAGAGGAAGCAUGCCGAGGACACGGCCGAGGGAGAUGAUGUCACCUACAUUCUGGAGAAGGAACGGGAGCGCUUACAUCAACAGCUGGAGUUUGAACGCAGCCAGGUGCGGCGUCUGGAAAAGGAGCAGCGCCGCAUGAGUGAUCAGCUGGAAGAGGAGCGUGCUCAGCAUAAACAGCUCUCCUGCGCUUUGGCUAAAGAAUGCAAGUGGGCCAGCGCCAGAGCCCUGGAGGAGGGACACCGACUCACCGAACUCAGUCGCAAGCUUGAAAAGGAGAAGGAGGCGUGUCAGGCCCUGAAGAAAGAGCUGGAGGAGGAGCGGAGGAGAGCUCUGAGAAUGGAGGCCCGGGUGGAGGAGCAGCUGGCCGAGUUUGACACGGAGAGAGAGCAGCUCCGCUCCAGACUCAAGAAGGAGGAGGCUCACUGUCAUCUGCUGCAACGACAGGUGGAGGAGCUGCAAAACCAGCAGAGUGAUGUUACCAUGGUGACGCACCUUCUUCAAGACGGGGCCGGCGUAUCAUCACAGGUCAAAGGUGACCCCAGCACGGAGGAAGAUGAAGAAGGCCAAACAGACGUUAAUGGUCACCAUUGUGUGAUGGAGGGUUCAAACAGCCCCCCCUCACAGAAGAUCCCAAAUGGGAAUCUCUCUCCUGGAGCUCCGCAGAGUUCCUCUCCGUGUGCUUCUCCUGUGCUGGCUAAACGCCCCUCUGGUGGUCCCAUCCCGACAGGCGUUCCGACCCCCUCGGCAGGAAAGCAGUCGCCCUACCAGGCAGGAAUCAACCAGCGAUUUCACGCCGCUCGUCACAAAUUCCAAAGCUCCCCUGACCUGGAGUCUGCGUCCGCCCACCUUGUAUCCCCAAAGGACGCCCCCCCAGCUAGCUCCACCUCUCCUCCACCAGAAUCUGUCCAAGUCAAGCAGAUGGCCCGUAGCACCGUCACUCAAGCAUUGUCCCGCUUCACCACCGUGCAGCAGACGCCAAAACUGGCAAACAAUUCCCCCUUCGGUACAGACUACCGCUGCCUGGCGGCACCCUUAUCGCCCAUGGCGGGCCGAGCCACGGCGCCUCAAGGGGUGCGGUCGCCCACUAUCCCCAGAGCGGACAGGGGGAACCCUCCACCCAUCCCGCCUAAGAAACCCGGGCUGGCCCAAGCCCCUCCGUCUCCGGCUUCUCUUCCCAGGUCUUCCAGUCACUGUAACGACUCCGCCCUGUCUGGAAGCUGUGGUCUCACGUCCGGCCAGGAUGGAGUCAAAGAACUGGACGUGGUGGUCUCCUCCAACUGACCCCUUAGUAUUGGAAACACUGUUUAUACUUCAUACUGUAUGCUGUAUUUAUUAUUGCUGUAUAGAAAUAUACAUAAAUAUAUAGCUAGUAUUUGUCUUGUAGUUAAACCAUAGGAAUUCUUUCAUUGUUGCUUUUAUUAAUAUAAAACUGUAUAUUUUUGUAAAGAUUCCUUACUUGAUUAUAGAAAUAUACUUUUAUACUUAAAUGUUGACUUUAUAUAAUAAUUAUUAUAUGCAGUCCCAAACAUGGUACAGUAUUCAUUCAUUCAUUCAUUUUCUACCGCUUAUCUUCAUGGGGGUGCUGGAGCCUAUCCCAGCUGUCUUUGGGCGAGAGGCAUGGUACACCCUGGACUGGUCGCCAGCCAAUCACAGGGCACAUAUAGACAAACAACCAUUCACACUCACAUUAAUAUAUUACAUUAAAUGCAUACAUUCAUUAACCUAGCAUGUUUUUGGAAUGUGGGAGGAAACCGGAGUACCCGUAGAAAACCCACGCAUGCACGGGGAGAACAUGCAAACAGAGAUGCCCAAGCAGGGAAUCGAACUCCUGGUACAUUAUGUUAGGGGUAUUUUUGUAAUGAAUAUUGUGCAUAUAUUUGCAUAUUUGUGCUCUCAUGUGAUGACAUUCCUAUUGUGUAUAUGCUGGAAGGUUGAAUAAAUGCAACUAAACAA
Messenger RNA from Doryrhamphus excisus (bluestripe pipefish), 2506 nucleotides. Its product is annotated as CTTNBP2 N-terminal-like protein. The record is from RefSeq and is a predicted model, not a curated record. NCBI's taxonomy places the organism in Eukaryota, Metazoa, Chordata, Actinopteri, Syngnathiformes, Syngnathidae.